GUGUUGCUGCAGGUGUUGCUGCAGUUGUUGCUGCAGCUGUUGCUGCAGUUGUUGCUGCAGCUGUUGCUGGAGUUGUCGCUGCAGCGGUUGCUGCAGUUCUGGUUGCAGCUGUCGCUUCAGCCGUAGUUGAAGUGGAGAGCAGCAGCAGCUCCGCUGCAGCAGCAGCAGCAGCAGGAGUCGCAGGCAGCCUCUCCUUCUUCUGGCUGGUGAAGGAGACAGUAGAAAAAAGGAGACAGAACUCAGGAGCUGCUUUGCGUCAGUCCGCGUUCGAGCGUGCGGAGGGCAUGCGCCCCGACACCGCGGCUGCGGCCGCGGCCGCAGCCGCAGCCGCCCUCGCCCAGCAGCAGCAGGCAGCAGCAGCAGCAGCAGCAGCGCGCGCGCUGCAGCACCACCAGCACGACUUCCAGCUGCACCUCCCGCAGCAGCACCUCCCGCAGCAGCAGCAGCAGCUGCUGCUGCUGCAGCAGAAACACCAUCGCAGGCAGCAGCGACACCGCAGCCAAAGGAGACACAGCGCCUGGCGCUCCUCCUCGCAGCUGCAGCCCCUCGCGCUCGACUUGUCUCCCCCUAGCGCCCCGCAGCAGCAGCAGCAGCAGCAGCAGCAGCUGCAGCAGCAGCAGGUGAUGCAGCAGCAGCAGCAGCAGCAGCAGCAACAGCAACAGCAGCAGCAACUCCUCCCGAGCCAGCUGCAGCCGCAGCAGGGGCAGCAGCAGUUCAUGCCGCCUCUGCAACAGCAGCAGGCACACGUCCAGCCGCUUCAGCAGCAGCAGCAGCAGAUGCAGGAGCUCCAGCUGCAGCAACUGCAGCAGCAGCAACUGCAGCAUCAGCAACUACAGCAGCAGCACAAAGACAGGAAGCGACGCCACAAGGACCGCCACAGGGGCCGCUCCUCUUCUAGUGCUGCUGCUGCUGCUGCCUCAGGAGCAACAGCAGCAUGUCCUCUGCAGCAGCAGCAGCAGCAGGACAUGUUUGCUUCUGUUCCCAGAGAGGCCAGACGGCCCGACAGGCGCCGCCGCCACCCCUCAACUGCAGCAGCAGCAGCAGCUGCUGCUGCAACGGUGACGGGCGGGGAGCAGCAGCAGCAGCAGCAAAUGGGUGCUGCUGCAGUGCAGCAGCAAAGUAGGCAUUUGGGGUUCCCGGCGUACACGCAGACAUCGGAACCCCUAGCUGCUGCUGCUGCCAGCAGCAGCAGCAGCAGCAGCAGCAGCAGGGCCACAAGAUUGCCCGCGGCCAGCAGUGCGCAGCCGCCGGUGCCUCUUGGGGUCCCCCUGAGGGGGCAGGCCAAUCGUUUUGCUGCUGCUGCAGACGAUGCAGCAGUAGCAGCAGCAGCAGCAAGUCACGCUGCGACUGUGCAUGGUUUAGGGUGGACGCAGCAGCAGCAGCAGCAGGAGCAGCAGCAGGCUGUUGCUGCAGCAGCAGCAGAGGCGGCACAGGUUUUCAGGCCCCUUCGCCGCCCGCGUAUAGAGGAGACAGUGCCCGAUGCCUUCCCUGCUGCUGCUGCUGCAGCAGCAGCAGCAGCAGGUCAGGGAGGCUUCAGGCUCCCUGCGCCCCUCACAGCUUUGCAGCGAGCCUCAGCGAAGCGCCGAGCUGCUCGUUGGCUAGCUGCUGCAGCUGGCACGCGAACAGCAGCAGCAGAGUCUGCUGCUGCUGCUGCUGCUGCUGCUGCUCCUGCGGGAACAGUAGCAGCAGCAGCGCCACCGCUCGACAGCAGCAGCAGCAGCAGCAGCAGUUUUGCCGCUCCGCAGCCGCAGCAGCUGACGGGCGCGUACAGCGGCAAAGCAGCACCAGCUGCAGCAGCAGCAGCUGCAGCAGCAGCUGCAGCAGCAGCAGCUGCAGCAGCAGCUGCAGCAGACGCCGGCGAAACUGCUGCUGCAGCGAAAGAUGACUGCUAG
Molecule: messenger RNA, 1892 nt
Organism: Eimeria tenella
Lineage: Eukaryota; Apicomplexa; Conoidasida; Eucoccidiorida; Eimeriidae
Exons: 7
Source: RefSeq, a predicted model, not a curated record